Molecule: messenger RNA, 1979 nt
Organism: Arachis stenosperma
Lineage: Eukaryota; Viridiplantae; Streptophyta; Magnoliopsida; Fabales; Fabaceae
Product: pentatricopeptide repeat-containing protein At3g53700, chloroplastic-like
Exons: 1
Coding region: 82-1785 (567 amino acids)
Molecular function (GO): protein binding
Source: RefSeq, a predicted model, not a curated record
CUCAAAUUCAAUUCCUCAGAGACAGAGAGAAUGAAGUACGAGGUAAUGAAGCUGUGAUGUCUUCGUAGAAUACUAGAAAUUAUGUUGUGUGUUCUUAGGAACAGAAAUGGAGGUGCUUGUUUUUCCAUUACAUGUCACCUUUUCAAUAAUCUCUCUGCAAUUGUUUCAGUUCAUUCUUCUCCUCCACAAUCCAUUCUAUCUACUAACUCCAUUGUUCCCACACGCAAAACACCACCAACCACAUCUUCUUCUUCUUCUUCUCUUGCUGUUUCCAUUUGUUCUUUGCUCUGCCACCGUGUCUCUUCCAACAGUGAUAACAUUGAUAAUGUUUUGGGUCCCUACAAGGGAGUGUUGAGCUCCAAGAUUGUUCUUAGGGUGUUGAUGAGUUACAAGCAACUGGGUAGGGCCAAGACCUUGAAUUUCUUCUCUUGGGCUGGGACCCACAUGGGGUUUCAGCUUGAUCACUCUGUUGUCGAGUACAUGCUUGAUUUUUUGUGUAGGAGAAAGCUCUUUGAUGACAUGAAGUGUUUGUUGAUGACUGUCUCACUGCAUAAUCAAGGUAGUGUUUCUUGCAAGGCUUUGUCUAUUUGCAUCAGGUUUUUAGGUAGGAAUGGAAGGAUUAGGGAAGCAUUGUCACUGUUUGAUGAAAUGGGAACUGUUUUUAGGUGUAAGCCUGAUAAUCUUGUCUACAAUAACAUGCUUUAUGUGCUGUGCAAGAGGCAAUCAUCUGAGGAGAUGGUUGACCUUGCGCUUUCGAUUUUUCGCAGGAUUGAAUCUCCUGACACCUAUUCCUGUAGUAACAUGCUUGUUGGUUUGUGUAAAGUUGGUAGAUUAGAGGCUGCUCUUGAAAUUUUUGGCCGAAUGGAUGAGAUUGGUGUGAUUCCAUCUCGAUCUGCAGUGAACAUACUCAUUGGUGAAUUGUGCUCAAUGAGUGCUAAAGAAGGUUCUGUUGAGAAGCUUAGGGUGAAAAAUACUCGUAGACCUUAUACUAUACUGGUUCCUAAUGUUGGAUGUAAGAGUAAUACUAAUAGUGGUUCAAUUCAGGCUGCAAUUGCUGUAUUUUGGGCAGUUCAUAAAUCUGGCUUGUGGCCUAGUUCUUUUGUUGUAGUUAAGUUUAUCUCCGAGCUUUGUCGCUUAGGUAAGACAGAAGAAGCUGUUGAAAUUUUGAUGAUUGCUGAGGAAAAGAAGUUAACUUGCGUGGGAGAGGGAUACUCGAUUGUCAUAAGGGCGUCGUGCGAACAACGCCGAGUGGAGGAAGCUAGUAAAUUGUUUGGGAGAAUGCUGCAACAUGGUUUAAAACCGAAAUUGGUUGUUUACAAUUCUAUCAUAUCCAUGCUGUGUAAGUUGGGUAAUUUGAAUGAUGCUACAAGGGUCUAUGAAAUCAUGAACAAGAAAAGAUGCCUUCCUGAUAAUUCGACCUAUGCAGCUUUAAUCCAUGCUAAUGGUGAGAGGAAGAACUGGAAAGUUACAUAUGACUUGUUAACCGAAAUGCUGGGAUUUGGAUGGAUUCCACAUUUUCACACUUACAAUUUAGUAGACAGUCUUUUGAGAGAACAUGAUCAGUUGGAUCUGUGUUGUAAAUUGGAAAGAAAAUUAGAGAACAAAAAGCUGCAGAAGCUGUGUAAGAUUGGUCAACUUGAUGCAGCUUAUGAGAAAGCAAAAUCAAUGCUUGAAAAGGGUAUUUGUUUAUCACCAUCUGCCAGAGAUACAUUUAAGGAUGUGUUUCAGAAGUGUGGAAAGUUAAAUGUAGUGCGGCAAUUACUGGAGACAACUGAUAGAGCCUGAUUAGUUUUGAUUGAACAAAAUGUACAGUCCUUUGUAGUUGGAACAAUUUUUGAAACCUAUAUUUCUCUUCAAAAUUUCACUUACCCUGUGAUGUUCACUGAACUGCUAAUAGAUGCUUAGUAAUUUUGGUAUCACUUAGUUGUUGGAACUUGGAUCAGUUUUGAUGAUUCAGAUGUGAAGUUUAUAUUACAAGA